AUGGUUGAUGGAUUGAUAGUUGAUGGGUCUCUAGUUGAAGAUAUCCGAGAUACUGACCUCCCUCUUUUUCGCAGCGUACAAGUCGGUUUCCACAACAUCAACUACUCCAUAGAAGCCGCCGAUCCAGCAGCCAAAAAAUCCAACCCCUUCUCCAAAGCCGUCACCAAAGAAAAGAGCAUACUCAACGACAUCAGCGGUGUCUUCCGCCCCGGCCGCCUGACGGCCAUCAUGGGCGCCAGCGGAGCCGGUAAGACCUCCCUCCUCAACGUUCUCGCCGGCCACACCGACGGCGGCAGCGUCAGCGGGUCCGUCACGGUCAACAAGCAGCCGGUCUCGGGCAGCGCCAUGCGGAAGGAGAGCGGGUUCGUGUUCCAGGACGAUGUGAUCCUGGCCACUAUGACUGCGAGGGAGGCGAUCGCCAUGUCUGCGACACUCCGGUUGGGCGAUGCCGUUUCGGCAGAGGAGAAGGAACGUAAGGUGGAGGAGAUGUUGGAUCUGCUCAACUUGCGCAAGUGCGCACAUACUGUCGUUGGAAGCCCCACCCUUAAAGGCAUCAGCGGAGGAGAGAGAAAACGAGUGGCAAUCGCAAUGGAGCUCAUCACCGAACCCCGCAUUCUCUACCUCGACGAGCCCACGAGCGGCUUAGACUCGUUCACCGCUUACUCCGUCAUCAGCAUCCUGCGCAAUCUGGCUACCACCGGUCGCACGAUUGCGUGUACCAUCCAUCAGCCGUCGUCUGAGGUCUUUGCGUUGUUCCAUGAUGUGCUUUUCCUCGCUGAGGGUCAGGUCAUGUAUAAUGGUCCGACGUCGAAGGUGGUGGACUACUUUGGCCGUCUUGGCUACCCUUGCCCGGAGCACUUCAACCCCGCAGACCAUGUCUUCAUGGCCAUUCUUAACAACCAAGAAGGCUCCUUCGAAGAGAAAAAAGAAGAAAGCAACGCCGACCGCAUCAAACGCUUAAUCCAAUACUGGAAAGACAGUCCCGAAGCCGCUGAUUUGGCCAAGAUCCGCCAAAACCCGCCCGCCGACACCGUCACGUUAAAAAAGAACCAAACCGCCGGCACAUCCUACUCGACCCAAUUCAAAUACCUUCUCGAACGCGAGUUCAAAAACUCCGUCCGCAAUCCAUUAGUCCUCCGCGCCAAAGCGGGUCAAUCCCUCAUCCUCGCCCUCAUCAUCGGCCUCCUCUUCCUCAACACCGACGACAAGACCGGGUACGCCGCCAACCAGAACAGAGUAGGAGUCCUCUUCUUCCUCUCCACCCAAGCCGUCUUCGGCUCAACCAUGUCCAUCCUCGGCAUCUUCGCGGCCGAUAAACUGGUAUUCGCCCGAGAACACGGAUCGGGAUAUUACUCCCUCCCCGCCUUCUUCUUCUCGAAAAUAGGCGUCGAGCUCCCCUCCAUCAUCGUCUUCCCAACCAUCAUGGCGACCAUCAUCUACUGGAUGGUCGGGCUCCAGGUCGACGCGGCUAAAUACCUCAUCGUAUGCGCCUUCGUGAUCAUGGUCUCACUCACCGGAUUCGCGCUCGGAGUCUCACUCGCGUCGAUCUUCCCUUCCUUACCCGUCGCGCUCGCCGUCACGCCACUCCUCCUGCUACCGCUCAUGCUGUUCUCGGGCCUGUUCAUCAACGACUCGGCGAUCCCGGCGUACUUUGGAUGGAUACGGUGGCUCUCCCCCAUCAGGUACUCCUUCAUCGGGCUUGUCAAGAACGAGUACGCGGGCCUGCAGAUCCCGCAGGAGGACGGGACCGCCCGCGCGGGGGAGUCGUACAUCGCGGACCUUGGGUUCUCCAACGGACUGUCGAUCCUGCUGUGUGCGGUGAUCUUGGUGGGGAUGGCGGUCGUGUUGAUUGCGAUUGCGUAUGCGGCGUUGGCGAAUAUCGUCAGGGGCCAGGAGAAUAGUAAACCGGCGCGCAAGGGGAAGGGGACCGAGGUGGCGGAGGAGGGAGCCGAGAUGGAGCAGAUUGAGGUUGUUGCGGUCAAGUCGUAG
Messenger RNA from Fimicolochytrium jonesii, 1989 nucleotides. Its product is annotated as P-loop containing nucleoside triphosphate hydrolase protein. The record is from RefSeq and is a predicted model, not a curated record. Bases 1 to 1989 code for a protein of 662 amino acids. Gene Ontology annotation, molecular function: ATP hydrolysis activity; ATP binding; ABC-type transporter activity. The transcript has 3 exons. Gene Ontology annotation, cellular component: membrane. Lineage: Eukaryota; Fungi; Chytridiomycota; Chytridiomycetes; Spizellomycetales; Powellomycetaceae.